Molecule: messenger RNA, 2745 nt
Organism: Rhinocladiella mackenziei CBS 650.93
Lineage: Eukaryota; Fungi; Ascomycota; Eurotiomycetes; Chaetothyriales; Herpotrichiellaceae
Product: chitin synthase 3
Exons: 3
Coding region: 1-2745 (914 amino acids)
Cellular component (GO): cell septum; cell periphery
Molecular function (GO): chitin synthase activity
Source: RefSeq, a predicted model, not a curated record
AUGGCGAACAAGUACCCUGGUGGCUAUGAGAAUAGUCAUCAACUUCAUGACAUUCCUCCUGGAAAUAAUUACCGACCCACCGGUCACCAUUCAGACGAUGAAGCCGAACAUUCUUUACUACAUCAAAAUUCCGCAUAUCAAUCUCAAUAUGAAGAUCCUCACUCUCGACCGCUAACACCGGGACAAGAGUCGGUCUAUACAUUGAAUGAGACAUAUGUCGGAGGAGAUGUGUCGAAAGUCCCGACCACGGGUUACAAUACACAAUACAACCAAGUCUAUAGCCAACAACCAGGCUAUGGUCUCACGAAUUCCCAAGCGGGCUUUCCCACUCCCGGUCCACUCGACCCAAACGACAGGAGCAGUUCUACUGAAGCAUGGAGAGAGCGACAGGCUCCCGGUCUUGGUUCAAUCAAACGAUACGCGACCCGAAAAGUCAAACUGGUCCAAGGAAGCGUCCUCAGUAUCGACUAUCCUGUCCCCAGCGCCAUUCAAAAUGCUAUUCAAGCAAAAUAUCGAAAUGAUCUGGAAGGGGGCAGCGAGGAGUUCACACACAUGCGAUACACGGCAGCCACUUGUGAUCCCGAUGAUUUCACAUUGAAGAAUGGGUACAACUUGCGCCCGGCCAUGUAUAAUCGACAUACUGAGUUGCUGAUUGCCAUCACCUACUACAACGAAGACAAGGUUUUGACCGCCCGCACUCUGCAUGGCGUCAUGCAGAACAUCCGCGACAUUGUCAACCUGAAAAAGUCCGAGUUCUGGAACAAGGGUGGACCGGCCUGGCAAAAGAUUGUCGUUUGCCUCGUUUUUGACGGAAUCGACCCUUGCGACAAGAAUACCCUUGACGUCUUGGCUACUAUCGGUGUGUAUCAAGACGGAGUCAUGAAGAAGGAUGUGGAUGGGAAAGAAACCGUAGUUCAUAUCUUCGAGUACACGACACAACUCUCUGUUACUUCUAAUCAACAAUUAAUUCGACCGACUGGAGACGAUGCAACCUCAUUGCCCCCCGUACAGAUGAUUUUCUGUUUGAAGCAAAAGAACAGCAAGAAAAUCAACUCCCAUCGAUGGCUGUUCAAUGGAUUCGGGCGCAUCCUCAACCCGGAAGUGUGUGUCUUGCUUGAUGCCGGAACCAAGCCAGGAUCCAAGUCUUUGAUGGCUCUAUGGGAAGCUUUCUACAACGACAAGGAUCUUGGAGGUGCUUGUGGUGAAAUCCACGCCAUGCUGGGCGGUAAAAUCAUCGGGAAGAAGCUUCUGAAUCCCCUGGUGGCCGCUCAAAACUUCGAAUACAAGAUCAGUAACAUCUUGGACAAACCUUUGGAAAGCUCGUUCGGAUACGUCAGUGUUUUGCCCGGUGCAUUCUCCGCGUAUCGCUUCCGCGCUAUCAUGGGCCGCCCGCUCGAGCAAUACUUCCAUGGUGACCACACUCUAUCUAAGAGAUUGGGUAAGAAGGGUAUCGAAGGCAUGAACAUUUUCAAGAAGAAUAUGUUUUUGGCCGAAGACCGUAUCUUGUGUUUUGAAUUGGUCGCCAAAGCCGGGUCUAAAUGGCAUCUUACCUACGUCAAGGCCUCGAAAGCUGAAACGGAUGUGCCGGAAGGUGCCCCUGAAUUCAUCGGCCAACGUCGACGUUGGCUCAACGGUUCCUUCGCCGCUUCCAUCUAUUCCCUCAUGCAUUUCUCACGCAUGUACAAAUCGGGCCACAGCAUUAUUCGCAUGAUUUUCUUCCACAUCCAGAUGAUCUACAACAUCGUCUCGGUUGUUCUUUCCUGGUUCUCACUUGCAGCAUUCUGGCUCACCACCAAGAUUCUGAUGGAUCUUGUCGGCCAACCGAGCGAAAACAACGACAAUCAGGCUUUCCCCUUCGGCAAUGAUGCGACUCCAAUCAUUAAUACCAUUCUGCAAUAUACCUACUUGGCGUUCCUUUUGUUGCAGUUCAUCUUAGCCUUGGGAAAUCGUCCCAAAGGUUCGAAGAUUGCUUACAUCAUCUCAUUCGCUGUCUUCGCCAUCAUCCAGCUAUAUGUCAUUGUUCUGUCUAUGUACCUGGUUGUACGGGCAUUCACAAGUGAAGAUGGAACGGACAUCGUCACCAAUGAAGGCGCCAAUGAAUUCGUCAAGUCUUUCUUUGCUUCGACGGGACCUGGUAUCGUCAUCAUCGCUCUGGCCGCCACUUUCGGUCUGUACUUUGUGGCAUCAUUCUUGUACAUGGACCCAUGGCAUAUGUUCACCUCAUUCGCUCAGUAUCUGCUUCUCAUGCCGUCUUUCGUCAACAUUCUGAUGAUAUAUGCUUUCAGCAAUUGGCAUGAUGUCUCUUGGGGUACCAAGGGAUCUGACAAGGCAGAUGUCUUGCCUUCAGCACAAACAAAGAAAGAUGAGAAGGGCAAGACAGCUGUUAUUGAAGAAGUGGACAGACCACAGGCCGAUAUUGACAGUCAGUUUGAAGCCACUGUAAGACGCGCAUUGGCCCCCUUCAAGCCACCGGUGGAAAAGGAAGAAAAGACUUUGGAAGACUCGUACAAGAACUUCCGAACUCGAUUGGUGGCCACUUGGAUCUUCUCGAAUGCUUUGCUUGCUGUUGUUAUUACUAGUGAUAGCCUGGAUAACUUUGGAUUCACGUCCCAAGCAACCACGAGAAGCAACCGAUUUUUCCAGACUCUCCUGUGGACCACGGCGGCAUUGUCCUUGAUCCGAUUCAUCGGAUGUUGUUGGUUCCUCGGAAGGACUGGUUUGUUGUGCUGUUUCAACAGACGAUAA